Molecule: messenger RNA, 6347 nt
Organism: Mya arenaria
Lineage: Eukaryota; Metazoa; Mollusca; Bivalvia; Myida; Myidae
Product: tetraspanin-13-like
Exons: 6
Coding region: 98-790 (230 amino acids)
Cellular component (GO): membrane
Source: RefSeq, a predicted model, not a curated record
UUGACGUGUUUUCGCCAUUCGUUGCAGCCGAACUUUUACAAAUGAAAGUUGUUUUUAGAUAAUAUUUCUUGGUGUAUUCAUAGAACAGUGAUAAAACAUGGUUUGCGGUGGAUUUGGGUGUUCUAAAAACGCACUAGUAACACUUAAUUGUCUAUACAUUAUUGUAUCAUUUAUUCUCAUUGGAGUGGGUGCAUAUGCCAAAGCUGCUGCAGUGAUCGUGAGCCUCUCCGUCGUCGGAGGUAUCAUCGCCAGUGGAGUGUUCUUGCUGUUCUUCUCUAUAAUUGGGCUCUUUGGAGCAAUCAGGCACCACCAAGUGAUUCUCUUCUUUUAUAUGAUAAUACUCUUUAUUUUAUUCCUGUUCCAAUUUUCAUUUGGAGUGGUAUGUUUGGCAGUGAAUAAGAAUCAACAAAUUGACUUAAUGCGGAAGGCAUGGAUGACGUCAAGCAACUAUACAAAGAGCAGUUUUCAGGAGCAACUGGAUUGCUGUGGCUUUGAGGAUCCAAACUUAAAUAGCUCAGCGCCUCUCGGACAUCCUACAUGUUCAAAGUUGCCAUGUUGUUCUGACAGCAAGGAUUCCUGCUGCACGAGUGAUAUGACUGUAACUUUGACGGCUACACAGUGCUCUUGUCAGCCAUGCUUACAAAAGGCCAAUGAAGCUAUUACCACGGCCUUCGGGUGGUCUGGAAGCCUGGGACUCAUUUUCAGCUUUACUGAGAUUAUAGGAGUAUGGGUUACAGUUCGAUAUCGUAACCAGAAAGACCCGCGCGCUAAUCCUAGCUCGUUUCUCUAGCUACUAACAAAUUGCAAAUAGAUACUGGGGGUGUGGCUUGCAUUCCGUUACCGGCACCUACGUGACCCUAGGGCCAACCCAGACGCUUUCCUAUAAACAUUGAGAACAUCUAUCUGAAAUCCACGCUACAUUUUGCUACAAGCUGUCACAAGAAUACUAACUUGCUUGACAUGUGAUGCUGCUGCACAGGACUGUUAGACAGCUGGAACGUGUAUUACUUUAUCAGCUGGCUGAAUGGACAGGCAAAAGUGAAAACGUUUUAAGUGGGUCUUUGUUAAAUGUCGCUUUAAAUGUUAAAGCUGCAAUCUCACAGAUUGACAGUUUUGACUGUUUUUAUUUAUUGCUGUCUAAGAGUCAGCUGAUUUUGGCGUCAACACUUCCAAUUUAGUCAUAUGAGAUUUCUCACAAUAGAACAGAUCUAAAUUGUAUGGAAAUCUGCCAAAACAAUCAAUUUUCUGAAAGCGUUAUUGACGUUUUUAGCAAUAAAACAUCAAUUUUCAGAUGUUUAUAUGGAAACUGAGAUCUGCUCUUUUUCAGCAGUCUUAUAUCACUGUUUUACAUCCAUUAACACAAACACUGGCCUCAUUCCAAGACAAAAAAUAAUAAAGUUGUCAAAACAAUCCAAUAUGUGAGAAUGCAGCUUUAAAGCUUUCAACACUCAAAAUUCCUACAAUGUGUUUCCAGUAUUUUUUUCAUUGAUUGUUCAUUUUCAUUGCAUUUGUUAUUAAAUAUGAUUGUGUAUUUUACCCAGUUGCUAAAAGUAAAUGAAACAGUUAUUUCAUUUUUUUUCUCCAAAAUUAGAGAUUGUGUAUGCCAUGUCUCAUCAGUUCAAAAAUAUAAUUAUUUACAAAUAUUAAAAAGCAAUUUGAUGGAAGAUGGAGGCGAAAAAUUGUUUCAAAAAAUAAAAAAUACAAGUUAUUUCAAUUUUGAGUUAAAUACCUGAAUAUCUGUAUAUAAGAUUUAGACAAAAACACCUUUGAUGGGUGUCUGCCUUUAAGGCACCCAAUUUAUUUUGUGCCAGCUUUAAAUGUAUGAUAUUUAUAAUGACUUGUACAUUUCCUCCAUAAUUUCCUCCAUAAAGUGUUCUUAGAAUAAUUUUUCUGUAGUUUUGGACUAUAUCAGAUUAUAAAAUACAAUUUUCUCUUGUGACCGUCUUACAGCAAGAAAUUAAAGAAUACAUGUAUUCUAUAUAGUGUAUAAAGUUUUGACUGAAUAUGUUUUGAAUAAUCUUUGCAGCAAUUUAACUAACAACUGCAAUUCAACAGUUUAAAUAAAUAAUCAGUCUUUCUAUCUACAGCUAAUUAUACCCCCACAAACGAAGUUUGAGGGGGUAUAUAGGAGUGAGCUUGUCGGUCGGUCGGUCUGUCGGUCGGUCUGUCGGUUUUCAUGGUUUCCGGGCGAUAACUCAUGAAAGGCUAGACAGAUUUGAAAAAUUUUUGGUACACAGGUGUAACAUCAGAAGAUACAGGUCAAGUUCGAUAUUGGGGCUGGUGGGGCCAAGGUCAAGGUCACUGUUACUAAAAAUAGAAAAACGGUUUCCGGACGAUAACUCAUGAAAGGCUAGACAGAUUUGAACAAUUUUUAGUACACAGGUGUAACAUCAGAAGAUACAGGUCAAGUUCGAUAUUGGGGCUGGUGGGGCCAAGGUCAAGGUCACUGUUACUAAAAAUAGAAAAACGGUUUCCGGACGAUAACUCAUGAAAGGCUAGACAGAUUUGAACAAUUUUUGGUACACAGGUGUAACAUCAGAAGAUACAGGUCAAGUUCGAUAUUGGGGCUGGUGGGGCCAAGGUCAAGGUCACCGUUACUAAAAGUAGAAAAACGGUUUCCGGACGAUAACUCAUGAAAGGCUAGUUUUUCUUGUCAGCAGUGUAACUUCUAAAUUACUCAACAGAUUUAAAUAAAACAAUACAUGCAUGAUAAAAGAAGAUGCAGUGUGCAGUAACCUUGGAGUUAUGGCCUCUUUUCAAAGGAAUGGUUUGCCAUUCCUGUGUCCAGGCGGCAUUUGGGGGUAUUCGUCACUCCUGUGACAGCUCUUGUUUACAUUAACAUGAUAUUACAUAUCUUUUGUGUCAUAAAAGAUGCAUGCAAGUUUUUCUUCAAGUAUGUUCAUAGUGAAAGUGUCAAUUAACUUCAUGUAUGACUAGGCCUAAAAAAAAAAAAACAUUUGGUUCGGGUUACCCGACCCUACCUACAGAAAAGGCGCCAACCCUACCGUUUUUAAAGUCAGUUUGAAAAAAAAUAAAAUAAAAAAAAAUAUAUAUAUUUUUUUUUUUUUCAAUUGCUUUUCAAAAAUGUAGUUUAAAACCUUAAAUGCUUACUCAGAAGAUAACUUUUAUUUAAACCUAAUAAUAAAAAAAGAAAAGAAAAAAGCCUACCUACCCUACCUAUUUUUGAAAAGGAUGUAACCCUAACCAAACAAUUUUAUUUUUUUUAGGCCCUAGCACAUUUUCUUAAAUUGUUGUAUUUUUUCUCAAGUCACUACAUGUAUUUGCAUGAUGAUAUGUAUUAAGUAAACUGCAACAAAUACUAGCAAUAUAUGUUAUUAAAUAUGAUGUAAGUAACAAUAUGACAUCAUAGUACAGUCGAAACCUGCUGGCUCCAUAUCCCAUAUCCAUUGGUGGAGCAUUUCUACCAAAGCGUCAUACUUUUGUCUUGUAGCUUUCCUUGUAUUUCUCAUUUCAAAACAUUUGCUUCACUGCAGAAAUCAGGAGUGAGAAACUUAAGUGGAUUUCGGGGAUUUUUUCAUCUUCAAGAAAAGAAAGAAAAUAUGCCCCCCUCCCCUAAUACUACUAUAAAAAAAUAUUAUUAUUAAAAUUCCUCUAAGCCAGGAACUAUUAGAAAUGUUUGCUACAUGUACCAGUAUGUUGUACCAAAUUGUUCAUUUUAUCUGAAAGUUAUUUAAUAAUAAUUAUUCAAGAAGUUUUGUACACAAGGGGAAAAAGUGUCCAGAUAGGAGUGCAAUAAUAUAUUUAUGUAUUUGGUUAUACAUGUAUAUUUGUAUAGAUGUAGUGCUCAUUUUAUUUUUGCUUAAGGCUAUACCAAAUUUAUUCUUUGUUUGUUGGAUUUACCAUACCUUUUUUUUCUGAAAAGUGAGGAAAAACAUUUCAAGCAACCUCUCCUAGUUUUCACCAAGCUUACCAGAUUAUUUUUUUAUGAGCCUAAUCACUUUUACCGGUAUUUUUUCAAGCCAAAAUACAUCAAACGAAAAAUUCAUUUGGUAUGGCCGUAUGAUGUUUUUGUAAGAUUUUUGUUUACAAGGUGUUUGGUUGUUAUUUGUGUAUAGUUACUAAUGAAAAAGUUAUCGCAAGGGCUUGGUUAAGUCAUGUAUGUGAAGUCCAGGCCCGAUUUCUCGAAACUUCUUAAGCUUAACAGGCUUAAGUAGCUUAUUUCAUUUACCCAAAACACAUACUUAAAUUGAAUUUUGAUAAAUGAAAAAUGGUGUAUUGUGAUAAUCAUAAAGAUAAGUUCUAUUUAAAGCGUAAAAACUCUUAAGUUAAUAUUACGCAAUUUACUGAAAACCAAAAAUAAUGAGAUUAGCUUAAUCCUGUUAUAAGGGUCUUAAGAAGUUUCGAGAAAUUGGAGCCAGGCCUCAGUAUCAUAAACAUGCUCAAGUCAAAUCUUAAUUUUAGUCUCAACUCUUUUUACCACCAGGGGCGUACCUAGGUAUACUCCAGUAAGCCGUGGCGUACAAAUGAAUUAAGAUUCCCGCGAAAUGGCCAGUAAAAAAGUCCCACGUCAGGGGAUAUCGGUCCCGCUCCAACCCCAUAUAUCAUAUAGGGACCAGAAUAUAGAACUACCGUUACCUUUUUAACCGCGCUUAAGUGUACGGGCGAACUUUUCAAAAUCCUUCAGGUACGCCCCUGACCACAUAAAGGCAUAGUAUCAUUCAAAGUCCUGUGUGUGUAUUUUUUUAUUUUAUAAAACAUUUCUCAUAAAAUGUGUUGAAAAAACAAUUUUUUGUCAUUCUUCGAAGAAAACUUAUUUUAAGGGCAAAACAUAAGUAAUUGUUAAAAAACAUUAACGUUGUUCUCUAUUACAUUUUAUGCUGUAGGAUAUUAUUUCUUUUGAAUUCUGACCGUUUUUAAUCAACAUAUUCUAUUAAAGAAUGCGCUUUUAAAAGGUAUAAAAACAUAUACAAUUUAUAAUAUCUUUCAAUGUUUUUUGAUAAAAUGAGUCGAUUCUGAGAAUGAUAGUUUACUUAAGUAUUUUCGUGAUAUAGAGGCUAGGGUUCAAGCAAGAAAUGUGCUGGAGUAAUUACCCAGAAGCAAGAAGGUGCACUCAAUUGUUUCACAACAUUUUUCUAGAUGUCAAGCAAUAAUUUUCAUAUUUAAUAUUGAUAAGCAAUUUCCAAUAAAACAAUAUUUUUAUAUUUUUUCCCCAAUUUUCGCGUUUAAGAACCCUAUUUGUGCCAAGAAACGGGAGCUGUGGGGCAGAUGGGGGCAGGGGGCUACUUUUUCUCUUAACUCUGCUCUUCAUUUCCGUUUUAUAGUUGUAGUAUUUUCACUGUUAUUACUGCGCUAAAUUUUGCUUGACAUUGUUUUAUUGGACAUGUUUUAUUAUUUAUGUUGUUACACGUAUUUCUUGAUUACUGAAUUAUAUUAAUGUUGCACUUUUUGUUCCAUAUUGUGCUGAUGUAUUGCCUUAAGUUUUACCAUUAUCUUUUCAUUGUAAUUAAUGAAAUAACAUUUUCAACUAAACAAGAUAUUAAAGAUAUUAUAAAUGUUUCACCAAUCGAAAAUGCAAAAUGUAUUAUUUUUUAUUUUUUCCUUAUUAAUAAAUAUCGUGGCUCACUUGCUACUAUGGUUAUAUAGUUAUCUAUGUUUGGUAUGAUUUUACUACUGUUUGCAAAUGAAUUUCCUCUGAUUAUGAAGCAUUGAAUGAUUGUGGCUUUUACUCUGCCCCAAUCAAUGAAGUGAAUUUGAAAACAAAAAAUUGACUAUCACGAUCAGCAAUUUGGCGUAUAUUUUUACUUAUCACAUAGAAAUAACAAUGCUAAAAAGGCAGGCUCUUGCCUCACCAAGUAUCCUAACAUGUACAGUUUGCGUUUGUUUCAAUUCAACAAGCCAGUUCAAUUAAAACUUAAAGCUGAUUUUGCAAAAUUCUUUUAAAGCGUUUAAACAAUCUGUUUGAAUGCUCUGUUAGAUAGGUAAAAAUCAACCGUCUCUUUGUUGUUAAUAUGGCAUUGCGAUCUUGUUUUUUAACUUACUGGCGAGCCCAUUUUGCUGUGUGUAUUAUUAUUAAUUUUGCAAACAGUUGUAUUACAGAGAUGAGUUAUUCUUGAGGAAGAUUGCCUCAGAUGUAUAUAAAAUAGAUUCGGAUGAUGAUGAAUUAAAAACUAAGUAAGUCAGAAUCUUGCCUUAGAAUAAAUGGCAAUAUAUUUGUUAUAGAGAUGACUCUAUCCAUGACACUUUAUCUAGUACAUUGAAAGAUCUUGCUGAACAUUUUCUUCGAAAAUAAACACCAAUGUAAUUUACCUUUGAACAAAAUGUCAUUCCAUUCAUUUGUUAAAAGGCAUAUCUUGUUUUUAUUAUGAUUAAACACAUUUCAUUAUCAA